UUAUCGAUAGAUUAUUAUCGACAUUGACCGCUUAUCUGUCAUUUUAUGUCAACAGCCUUUUCUUACUGACAUUAUUUUUGGUAGGCGUAAAUGUGGAAUUAAAUUUAUGAUAAGUUUAUUAAUAUAAGAUGCUUCUAAUUCUUGAAAAUUUUUAUUAGGAAAUUGCAUUUUUAAAAUGGAAAGUGGAUCGGAGAGUGCUGGUGGAAGCCCUGCUGCAGGAAUUGGCGAUUUAUCAACCAAAUAUCAGAAAAUUGCAACAGAAUUUGCAAAAGCAAGAGCGCAGGUGCAAGUGCUGAAAAAGGCAGUAAAAGAUGAACAAAGAGUAAAGGUAGAAUUGCAAGAAGCAUUGCGGCAGCUGGAACAAAGUUCGAGAAAAUCCGAACAAGAAAUUGACAGUCUGACAUUUCGCAACCAGCAGCUCACUCGUAGGGUUACAGUCCUACAAGAUGAACUAGAAAUGCAGCAAUACAACAAAAAGAAGAAGAAUAAAAGUCAUGAUGAGCAUCAUAAUUCUGAAUUCACAAAUCAUGUAAUCGAUGAAGAAUUUCGUAAGAAAAUUGCUGAGAAUGCAGAACUUCUUUCCACGAUGCAUGAGAAGGAAGAAGCACAUUGCCAGGAAGUUGUAGGUCUGACAGAGCAAGUAGAACGACUUCGCCGUCAACUUGAACAGGCGCAGAAGUCACAUUUCGAAUCAGAAGAAAAAUAUAAGAGCACAAUCGCCAAGUUGGAGAGAGAGAAGGUUGAGCUGAGAGAAGGUCGCGAAGGACUCGAACUGGCCGCAGAGGAGCUGAGUGAGCUGCAGCGCACUCACACCCAAUACAAAACUGAGAUGGACUCCCAGAUCACUUCGGCUCAGACCAUUAUUGCCACGCAUUUACCAUUUGUUGAUUCCAGUAACGCAGAGUUGAAUAGUUUGAAUAUUCCUCGUUUCGUGGAGCGCAAUCGGCAGGCGGUGCCUCGCUCGCUGAUGCAGCACGUUUGCAGCGAACUGGAAGAGGCGUCGGGUGCACUCGCCGAAUUCCAUCGGCACUCUGCACAGCGCUUGGAGUCCCUCUGUCAUCCGCAGGCCAUGAAUCACAAGUUUUUAUCACUAUUGAAAGAGUCCAGUCAGCUAGCAUCCGAGUUGAGGAAAGGACUGAGUGACGUUGGGCCGAGUUUUGGUGAUGAUAAGUUGGAUACUAAAACAGCAUUCCAAAAGAUUCCGAAUCUCCUAGCCAGUUACUGUACACAUUUAGAGACGUUUAUGCCUUUUUUGAGGACGGCGCUGGAGUAUGAGGAAACGCAUCUAUCGGAUGAAAGUUCGAAAGCCUGCAAUGAUCAAGUGGCCCUUGUUACCAGUCAGUUUGUAAGCCAUUGUGUACAGUUGAACUCUCUCGUUACGCUUAUCUCCAAACAAAAAACCCUACAGCAAUCAUACCAAGGCUGGCAAAUGCGACAUGAACAAGAAUUAGUUGAUAUUUUUAAUUCAAUCCAUGAGGACUCGAAAGACUUGUUGAGCUCCUAUGUAUUAAAGUUUGAUAAGGAAUCUAGUAAGAAUAGAAAUGAAAAUUUGAGUUUAACAAACACUUAUAUUACAAGUGCCCUUUCCAGAUUCAUGGACUCUACUGGUAAGAUGUUGAAAAACUUAUAA
This is a messenger RNA of Nilaparvata lugens (brown planthopper), 1630 nucleotides long. RefSeq names its product protein phosphatase 1 regulatory subunit 21. The transcript has 12 exons. Bases 176 to 1630 code for a protein of 484 amino acids. Lineage: Eukaryota; Metazoa; Arthropoda; Insecta; Hemiptera; Delphacidae. The record is from RefSeq and is a predicted model, not a curated record. Gene Ontology annotation, cellular component: membrane; early endosome.